This is a messenger RNA of Anopheles maculipalpis, 876 nucleotides long. RefSeq names its product caspase-1-like. Lineage: Eukaryota; Metazoa; Arthropoda; Insecta; Diptera; Culicidae. Gene Ontology annotation, biological process: proteolysis. The coding region runs from base 1 to 876 and encodes 291 amino acids. The transcript has 2 exons. Gene Ontology annotation, molecular function: cysteine-type endopeptidase activity. The record is from RefSeq and is a predicted model, not a curated record.
AUGGCAACCGCGGACGAAACCGACACCAAACCUUUCGAUCCGCAGCUUGAAACCACGUCACGCAGCCACACUCACAGGGGCUCUAUAGUAACUGCACCAAAUGUAUUAGAGGCAAUAUUGGAAGAAAAUUAUAAAACAAAUCACCCGAAGCUUGGAACAGCACUUAUCAUCAACCAGGUGGAGUUCAGUUCCAUGACCAGACGAGAUGGAAGUGACAAGGAUCGGGAUUGCAUUAGUGAAGUGCUACAAACUGUUGGAUUUGAUGUACGAGUGUUCAACAACCUUGAUAAAAAGGAGCUUUUGGCCAAACUAGACGCAGUUGCUCACGAAAAUCAUUCGGAGAAUGACUGUCUGGUGGUGGUAGUAAUGACACACGGUGAUAAGGAUGUGCUGUACGCGUCGGAUAAAUACUACUCAAUUGGUCAGCUGUGGGAACCUUUUCUUGGCGAUGCGUGCCCGACAUUGUGCGGCAAACCGAAGCUCUUCUUCGUCCAGGCAUGCCGUGGCGGGAGUUUCGACAAGGGUGUGAAGUUGAGCAAAAUGGUGACGGACACGGUCGAUGCACGAUCGUCUUCUGAGCAGCUGCUGUAUGUCAUUCCCACCAUGGCAGACCUGCUAGUGAUGUACUCCACCUACGAUGGGCACUACUCGUGGCGCAAUCCCACCAACGGUUCCUGGUUCAUCCAAUCGCUUAGCAUCGAGCUAGAGAAGAGCGCACACUCGAAGGAGCUUUUGCAGCUGUUGACGGCCGUUUCGCGACGGGUCGCCUAUCAGUAUCAAUCGUACGUUCCGGGCAGUGCAAAAAUGGAUGCAAAGAAACAGAUGCCCUGCAUUGUGUCGAUGCUUACCAAGGCGUUCUACUUCAAGCGAAAGUAG